Rhinichthys klamathensis goyatoka is the source of this 2671-nucleotide messenger RNA. It is a transcript of the gene atxn7l3a, whose product is annotated as ataxin 7 like 3a. The record is from RefSeq and is a predicted model, not a curated record. Bases 302 to 1438 code for a protein of 378 amino acids. Gene Ontology annotation, cellular component: SAGA complex; DUBm complex. The transcript has 13 exons. Gene Ontology annotation, molecular function: transcription coactivator activity. Gene Ontology annotation, biological process: positive regulation of DNA-templated transcription; regulation of transcription by RNA polymerase II. Lineage: Eukaryota; Metazoa; Chordata; Actinopteri; Cypriniformes; Leuciscidae.
CGGUAUUAGACUAGUGAUGCCUAACUGGAGCCAAAAUGGCAGCGUUGUUUUAUUUUCAAACAUCAUCUGUACUCGAGUGACUUAAUCAACCAGGCAUCUAAUCGUUUAUAACAUUUCCAUUAUCUUAAGAUAACAUUUCCAUUAUCUUCACAAGUACUUUCGUUUUGAGCAUGUUUGUUCCAUGUCGUCUUUAAGAGGACAGCGGGACUGUGAAUGACAAGAACCGGCCCGUUCAGUCUGGUGUUUUCCACCCCAUUCUCUAUUGGCGACAAUGAGAGAUCCCCUACAAUAGUUGUUGCAAAUGAAAAUGGAGGAUAUGUCUCUGUCAGGCCUGGAUAACACCAAGCUAGAGGCCUUGGCUCAUGACGUUUACUCUGACCUAGUGGAAGAUGCCUGUUUAGGGCUGUGCUUUGAGGUGCACAGGGCAGUCAAACAGGGCUAUUUCUUCCUGGACGACACGGACCAAGAAAGUAUGAAGGAUUUCGAAAUAGUGGACCAGCCAGGUGUAGACAUCUUCGGUCAGGUGUACAACCAGUGGAAGAAUAAGGAGUGCGUGUGUCCCAACUGCAGUCGGAGUAUCGCGGCCUCUCGCUUUGCUCCUCAUCUGGAGAAGUGUCUCGGGAUGGGCCGCAACAGUAGCCGAAUAGCCAACCGCAGAAUAGCCAGCAGCAACAACACAAGCAAGUCAGAAAGUGAUCAGGAAGACAAUGACGAUAUCAAUGACAACGACUGGUCCUAUGGUUCAGAAAAGAAAGCCAAGAAGAGAAAGUCAGAAAAGAAUCCAAACUCUCCCAGGAGAUCCAAAUCCCUAAAGCACAAGAAUGGAGAGCUUAGCAGUAGUGUAAAUCCAGACCUGUACAAGUAUAACUACAGCUCUGGCAUUAGUUAUGAGACUUUGGGACCCGAGGAGCUGCGAUCCAUACUGACCACGCAAUGUGGGGUUGUAUCAGAGCACACAAAGAAGAUGUGUACUCGGUCCCAGCGGUGUCCCCAGCACACGGACGAACAGAGGAGGGCAGUCAGGGUCUUCCUCCUUGGGCCGUCCGCAUCGACACUACCCAACUCUGAUUCAAUGCUGGAAAACGAUAGCUAUGAUGCCCCUGAUGGCCAGCUCAUCAUGUCCCGCCUCCAAUGGGACGGCUCCUCUGAUAUCUCACCAUCAGACUCUGCAUCUUCAAAAGCUAGCACCAAUAACUCUGAAUCUAAGAGACCUAAGAAAAAGAAGAAGCCCAGCACGCUGUCUAUGGCUUCUGCUGGAGGUGGAGGAGAGAGGGACAAAGGGCAGGAGCGAGAGAGAGGAGACAGAGAGAGGGUAGCAGGCGGCGGGAGCGGUAGCGGUAGCAGCAGCUCCCAGAAUGCACUGGGCUUGUCCAGUCGUAAAAAGCGACCAAAACUGCCAGUUCCUCCAGCCCCCAGCAUCUACGAUGAUCUGAACUAACGAAACUUGCACACACUUACACACAUAUUUUCUGAUCAGGCCUUAUAUGAUCUCUGGUUUUCACCAUUUCAAGGUACAUGAACGAGACAAGACAGACUCACUGUUGAAUGUGUGUGUAAGAGAAGAAAGGUAUGGGCGGCAUUUCAGGCAUUUGUUUCUUGGGCAUAUGAGAACAUUUGUUACGGCACAGUGUUGCACAGUGAAAAGUGAGUGUUUUGUGACUAAAUGUGAUUUUUGUAUGUGGAUGUGAGUUGGAGUGAGAAUUUAUUUAAUUUUUUUUCAUUUUGCUAUGCAGUUCACUGUCAUUGUUAUUGCAUAGUCUUGUCUAUAUGUAUACAUGAGAUUUAGGUUUACAGUGACACAUGAAAAUGUGCCAUGGUGUGCAUGAGUGAAUGGGUUGUUGCAAAUAUUUUGUUCCUGGUGGCUCAUGUAAUACAGUCGGUUAAUCUGUGCAAUGUCCUCUACUGGUUUUAAAGGGUGUCUUUUCAUCAUAUUGUCUUGCUAAUGUUACUGCAACCUGUUGAUCUCAGCUGCUUUCUGCUACUACUCAUACUCUCUUGACAAUGUCUUGCUAAAUAAUGGACUUGUAUAGUGCUACGAUAGCUUUCUGCCAAAUCUGUGGAUACACAAUCUUUAGCCUUUUGUGUUAAGAAUAAGUUAAUAUUCUUGUUUGUUGUCAUGGCUAAUUUUUCUUGUUUGAUACUACUCUAUUUAUUUAGUCUGCGCUGUGAAUGUUUGUCAUUUUUUAUAAUCAUGACUUUUUGAUCGAACAUGCAUUUUCUUGGAUUACAAAGUGUAAAUGGCCGAAGAGUUAGUGAUCUUAGAGCACUUACUAUGAUAUGUUAGAUGUCAGCUUGUUUUGUUUGAAAUAUGUUUGGGUAAAAUAAUAAUUAUUUUUUUUGUCAGAAAUGCAAAUAGUAAUUGAAGAUGCACUUAAAAUGGAUAAAAUCCAGCCCAUAUAGACGCCAUGUCUUUUUUGGUAAAGUUUUAUUUUUGUCACUGAGCUGUUUGUGAAUUUUGUUGCUUUAAGUUUAAAUAACCUGAGAGCUUUCUAUGACUGGGAAUGGAAAUGUCUGCAUGAUGGAGGGAAAAACAAAGCAUGGUACAACUUACACAGGAAAUGCCAUUGCUAUGGGUGGAUGUUUCUUCUGCUAUGCUGAGUUAUUGCUCUCUUUCUCUCAAUGGACUGUAGUAUCUCUGUAAUAGUCUAAAUAAAUGUCUCAGGUUUCACAA